Molecule: messenger RNA, 3012 nt
Organism: Mesorhabditis belari
Lineage: Eukaryota; Metazoa; Nematoda; Chromadorea; Rhabditida; Rhabditidae
Source: the annotation of a GenBank genome assembly
AUGGCAUCUCUUUCCCAUCCAAAGCCUCUUCGAAAUAACCGUGAUACUUUUCAAUCUCAUGGUGGUGGUGGCCAUGGUGGUGGUGGCCAUGGUGGUGGUGGCCAUGGUGGUGGUGGCCAUGGUGGUGGUGGCCAUGGUGGUGGUGGCCAUGGUGGUGGUGGUGGCCAUGGUGGUGGUGGUGGCCAUGGUGGUGGUGGUGGCCAUGGUGGUGGUGGUGGCCAUGGUGGUGGUGGUGGCCAUGGUGGUGGUGGUGGCCAUGGUGGUGGUGGUGGCCAUGGUGGUGGUGGUGGCCAUGGUGGUGGUGGUGGCCAUGGUGGUGGUGGUGGCCAUGGUGGUGGUGGUGGCCAUGGUGGUGGUGGUGGCCAUGGUGGUGGUGGUGGCCAUGGUGGUGGUGGUGGCCAUGGUGGUGGUGGUGGCCAUGGUGGUGGUGGUGGCCAUGGUGGUGGUGGUGGCCAUGGUGGUGGUGGUGGCCAUGGUGGUGGUGGUGGCCAUGGUGGUGGUGGUGGCCAUGGUGGUGGUGGUGGCCAUGGUGGUGGUGGUGGCCAUGGUGGUGGUGGUGGCCAUGGUGGUGGUGGUGGCCAUGGUGGUGGUGGCAAUGGUGGUGGUGGCCAUGGUGGUGGUGGUGGCCAUGGUGGUGGUGGUGGCCAUGGUGGUGGUGGUGGCCAUGGUGGUGGUGGCAAUGGUGGUGGUGGCCAUGGUGGUGGUGGUGGCCAUGGUGGUGGUGGUGGCCAUGGUGGUGGUGGCAAUGGUGGUGGUGGCCAUGGUGGUGGUGGUGGCCAUGGUGGUGGUGGUGGCCAUGGUGGUGGUGGCCAUGGUGGUGGUGGUGGCCAUGGUGGUGGUGGUGGCCAUGGUGGUGGUGGUGGCCAUGGUGGUGGUGGUGGCCAUGGUGGUGGUGGCAAUGGUGGUGGUGGCCAUGGUGGCGGUGGUGGCAAUGGUGGUGGCAAUGGUGGUGGUGGCCAUGGUGGUGGUGGUGGCCAUGGUGGUGGUGGCCAUGGUGGUGGUGGCCAUGGUGGUGGUGGUGGCCAUGGUGGUGGUGGUGGCCAUGGUGGUGGUGGUGGCCAUGGUGGUGGUGGUGGCCAUGGUGGUGGUGGUGGCCAUGGUGGUGGUGGUGGCCAUGGUGGUGGUGGUGGCCAUGGUGGUGGUGGUGGCAAUGGUGGUGGUGGCCAUGGUGGUGGUGGUGGCCAUGGUGGUGGUGGUGGCCAUGGUGGUGGUGGUGGCCAUGGUGGUGGUGGUGGCCAUGGUGGUGGUGGUGGCCAUGGUGGUGGUGGUGGCCAUGGUGGUGGUGGCAAUGGUGGUGGUGGUGGCCAUGGUGGUGGUGGUGGCAAUGGUGGUGGUGGUGGCAAUGGUGGUGGUGGUGGCAAUGGUGGUGGUGGUGGCCAUGGUGGUGGUGGUGGCCAUGGUGGUGGUGGUGGCCAUGGUGGUGGUGGUGGCCAUGGUGGUGGUGGUGGCCAUGGUGGUGGUGGUGGCCAUGGUGGUGGUGGUGGCCAUGGUGGUGGUGGUGGCCAUGGUGGUGGUGGUGGCCAUGGUGGUGGUGGUGGCCAUGGUGGUGGUGGUGGCCAUGGUGGUGGUGGUGGCCAUGGUGGUGGUGGUGGCCAUGGUGGUGGUGGUGGCCAUGGUGGUGGUGGUGGUGGCAAUGGUGGUGGUGGCCAUGGUGGUGGUGGUGGCCAUGGUGGUGGUGGUGGCCAUGGUGGUGGUGGUGGCCAUGGUGGUGGUGGCCAUGGUGGUGGUGGCAAUGGUGGUGGUGGCCAUGGUGGUGGUGGUGGCCAUGGUGGUGGUGGUGGCCAUGGUGGUGGUGGCCAUGGUGGUGGUGGUGGCCAUGGUGGUGGUGGUGGCCAUGGUGGUGGUGGUGGCCAUGGUGGUGGUGGCAAUGGUGGUGGUGGUGGCCAUGGUGGUGGUGGUGGCCAUGGUGGUGGUGGUGGCCAUGGUGGUGGUGGUGGCCAUGGUGGUGGUGGUGGCCAUGGUGGUGGUGGCCAUGGUGGUGGUGGUGGCCAUGGUGGUGGUGGUGGCCAUGGUGGUGGUGGUGGCCAUGGUGGUGGUGGUGGCCAUGGUGGUGGUGGUGGCCAUGGUGGUGGUGGUGGCCAUGGUGGUGGUGGUGGCCAUGGUGGUGGUGGUGGCCAUGGUGGUGGUGGUGGCCAUGGUGGUGGUGGUGGCCAUGGUGGUGGUGGCCAUGGUGGUGGUGGCCAUGGUGGUGGUGGUGGCCAUGGUGGUGGUGGUGGCCAUGGUGGUGGUGGCAAUGGUGGUGGUGGUGGCAAUGGUGGUGGUGGUGGCCAUGGUGGUGGUGGUGGCCAUGGUGGUGGUGGUGGCCAUGGUGGUGGUGGUGGCCAUGGUGGUGGUGGUGGCCAUGGUGGUGGUGGUGGCCAUGGUGGUGGUGGUGGCCAUGGUGGUGGUGGUGGCCAUGGUGGUGGUGGUGGCCAUGGUGGUGGUGGCCAUGGUGGUGGUGGUGGCCAUGGUGGUGGUGGUGGCCAUGGUGGUGGUGGUGGCCAUGGUGGUGGUGGUGGCCAUGGUGGUGGUGGCCAUGGUGGUGGUGGUGGCCAUGGUGGUGGUGGUGGCCAUGGUGGUGGUGGCAAUGGUGGUGGUGGCCAUGGUGGUGGUGGUGGCCAUGGUGGUGGUGGUGGCCAUGGUGGUGGUGGUGGCCAUGGUGGUGGUGGUGGCCAUGGUGGUGGUGGUGGCCAUGGUGGUGGUGGUGGCCAUGGUGGUGGUGGUGGCCAUGGUGGUGGUGGUGGCCAUGGUGGUGGUGGUGGCCAUGGUGGUGGUGGUGGCCAUGGUGGUGGUGGUGGCCAUGGUGGUGGUGGCCAUGGUGGUGGUGGCCAUGGUGGUGGUGGUGGCCAUGGUGGUGGUGGUGGCCAUGGUGGUGGUGGUGGCCAUGGUGGUGGUGGUGGCCAUGGUGGUGGUGGUGGCCAUGGUGGUGGUGGUGGCCAUGGUGGUGGUGGUGGCCAUGGUGGUGGUGGUGGCCAUGGUGGUGGUGGUGGCCAUGGUGGGCAGAAAUUUCACAUAUUCGGAGUCAUGAUAUGG